This is a messenger RNA of Capronia epimyces CBS 606.96, 1557 nucleotides long. RefSeq lists its product as uncharacterized. Gene Ontology annotation, molecular function: transmembrane transporter activity. Gene Ontology annotation, cellular component: plasma membrane. The record is from RefSeq and is a predicted model, not a curated record. The transcript is spliced from 2 exons. Lineage: Eukaryota; Fungi; Ascomycota; Eurotiomycetes; Chaetothyriales; Herpotrichiellaceae. Gene Ontology annotation, biological process: transmembrane transport. The coding region runs from base 1 to 1557 and encodes 518 amino acids.
AUGAAUAGCUUGGACCCCGAAAAGGGCGGAACGGUGAGCAGCACCGGGCCAGGCUUUGCGGACGAAGCCGAAGGCACCGUUUGGGGCAAGAGGGGGUUCACAAGCCAGGUUGACAACCUCGACCGCGUCGAGGCCUCGAAAGGAUGGUUCAGCCCAUUGCUCAAGGCUGCCAGUUAUUUGCACAUCGAGGAAAGAGGGAUAGAACGGGUGUUGGAAGAAGACAGAGUCAAGCAGAGCGUUUUCGAUGGAUUUACUGUUUGGGCAUCUGCCAAUUUCACUCCAUCCACCUUUGCGACCGGCACACUGGGCGCCAUCUUCGGGCUCGGCUUCUGGGAUUCAUUUGCCGUCAUUGUGCUGGUCAACUUCUUCGUCAGCUUCGUGGUCGGGCUUUUUGGCUGCUUCGGGCCUAUCACAGGUCUCCGUACCAUGUCUGUCGGCCGGUAUGCCUUUGGCCAGUGGGGGACCCGGGCCGUCAUCGCUCUUGGAAUCUGCGGUGCCGUCGGCUGGUCGAGCGUGAACGCAAUUGCUGGAGCACAGGUCCUCAAUGAGCUCUCGGACGGCAAUUGUCCCAUGUGGGCGGGCAACUUGGUCAUCGGGAUAUGCACGGCCAUCAUCUCGCUCUUCGGCUACUACGCCGUCCACUAUUUCGAACGGUUUUGCUGGAUGCCACAGGUCCUCAUCUUUCUCUUUCUCACCGGAUACGGGGCGAAGCACUUUGACGCCGGCGCCCUUCCAAUGGGCUCUGGAUCGGCCGAAGCCGCGUCCGUCAUGUCCUUCAUUGCCGUCAUCUAUGGCUUUGUGGCCGGCUGGGCCCAGAUGGCUGCCGAUUACAACGUACGCAUGCCUGUCACCACCAGCAAACGAAACCUCACCUUGUCCAUUUGGGCGGGCAACUUUUUCGGCUGUUCCAUCCCCGAAAUCCUCGGAGCGGCCUACAUGACUGCGGUGGCGGCAGACCCGAAAUUCGCCGCCGCCUACGAAGCUCGAGGCAUCGGCGGCAUCAUGGGUCAGGCACUAAAGCCGUUGGGCGGGUUUGGGAAAUUCUUGCUGGUUCUCUCCGCUCUGAGCAUCAUCGGGUGCAACCUGGUCAACAACUACUCGCUCGCCUUCUCCUGUCAGAACUUCCAUCCGAUCAUGCUCAAGGUUCCACGCUUUAUAUGGACUAUUGCAGGCUCGGCCAUCUUCAUCGCGAUUGCCAUUGCGGCGGAGAAUUCAUUUGCCCAAGUGCUGGAGUCGUUCCUGUCAGUCAUCGGGUACACGGGGACACCCUUCCUGUGCAUUGUGCCCAUUGAAUACUUCUACUUUCGCAAGAAGAAGCUGCCGUUGGAGGAUUGGAACAACAUGAAAGUCAUCCCCCAUGGCAUUGCCGGGUUCCUCGCCAUCGCCAUGGGAUUUGUGGGCGCGGUGCUCUCUAUGGAUCAGACGUGGUAUGUCGGUGUCGUGGCCAAGGCCAUUAAGCCUGACGGGGCUGAGCUCGGCUGGAUCUUCAGCGGUAUCUUUUCAGUGUUGACUUUCGUUCCCCUGAGAUUUCUGGAGAUCAAGUACACUGGUAGAUAG